Phoenix dactylifera (date palm) is the source of this 2383-nucleotide messenger RNA. The record is from RefSeq and is a predicted model, not a curated record. NCBI's taxonomy places the organism in Eukaryota, Viridiplantae, Streptophyta, Magnoliopsida, Arecales, Arecaceae.
AUCCACCACAACGGAUUUGAAAACUUGAUUUGAUACCUGAGGCAAUAAUUACUAAGCCAUGGAUUAAUCUAUUAUAAUAAUUACUUCUCGGUUCGUUUCCGUGGUGGGUGUAAGUUCUUGAUAAGAAUGGUUCGUUGACCCUAACGCACGGCCACAAGUACAUCAAAGCGUCAUUUAUAUCUGGAUUAGGACAGAGAGAAAUUAUUAUUAUGCGACCGAGAGCAAGGAAGGGAAACCUACUCUAUCCAUUGUUUCCGACUCUCUUUCUCUUCGGCAUCGGCCAUGGAAGGAGCCACCAGCAGCAGCCUCGCGGAGAAGAGGAUCACAGUUGUUACAGGAGGGAACAAAGGGAUUGGGCUGGAGAUAUGCCGGCAGUUGGCUCUCAAUGGCAUCAAGGUCAUACUGACGGCCAGAGAUGAGAAGCGAGGCAUGGAGGCAGUGGAGAAGCUCAGGGAGAGCGGUCUUUCUGACGUGGUCUUUCAUCAGUUGGAUGUGACCGACCCUUCUAGCAUUGCUUCCUUGGCAGAUUUCAUUGGAGUUCAGUUCGGAAAGCUUGACAUCUUGGUAAACAAUGCAGGAAUUGGAGGAUUUACAAUAGAUUUCGAGAAUAUACCCGAGAUUUUAAAGGCUUCAAAUGACGAGAAAUUGGAAGAUACAGAUGCUAUCCGUAAUUGGGUGAGGGAAAAUCUUCAACAAACUUAUGAGUUGGCAGAAGAAUGCUUGAAAACAAAUUACCAUGGCAUUAAAGGUGUUACAGAGGCAUUACUUCACCAUCUUCAAUCAUCUUAUUCAGGGACAAUAGUAAAUGUUUCCUCUUCGCAAGGGAAACUCAAGCACAUCCCAAAUGAAAGUCUUAGACAAGAGCUAAAUAACAUAGAUGGUCUUUCAGAAGAUAGAUUGGCCGAAUUAUCAAAUUUAUUUCUGAAAGAUUUCAAGGAGGGUUUGCUUGGUGCUAAUAAUUGGCCAACUUCUGUAUCAGCUUACAAAGUGUCUAAAGUACUUGUUAAUUGCUACACGAGGAUUCUUGCGAAGAGGUACCCUGGUUUAUGCAUUAAUUGUAUCUGUCCUGGGUUUGUCAAAACUGAUAUAAAUUUUAACAUUGGGAUCUUGACCACCGCGGAAGGAGCCAAAGGACCAGUAAUGUUAGCCUUAUUGCCUAAAGGUAGCUCCUCUGGACUUUUCUUUGAUCAAACUAAAAUAUCAACAUUCUGCGACCGAGAGCAAGAAAGGGAAACCUACUCUAUCCAUUGUUUCCGACCCUCUUUCUCUUCGGCAUCGGCCAUGGAAGGAGCCACCAGCGGCAGCCUCGCCGAGAAGAGGAUCGCAGUUGUUACAGGAGGGAACAAAGGGAUUGGGCUGGAGAUAUGCCGGCAGCUGGCUCUCAAUGGCGUCAAGGUCAUAUUGACGGCCAGAGAUGAGAAGCGAGGCAUGGAGGCAGUGGAGAAGCUCAGGGAGAGCGGUCUUUCUGACGUGGUCUUUCAUCAGUUGGAUGUGACCGGCCCUUCUAGCAUUGCUUCUUUGGCAGAUUUCAUUGGAGUUCAGUUCGGAAAGCUUGACAUCUUGGUAAACAAUGCAGCAAUUGGGGGAUAUACAAUAGAUUUCGAGAAUAUACCCGAGAUUUUAAAGGCUUCAAAUAACGAGAAAUUGGAAGAUACAGAUGCCAUCCGUAAUUGGGUGAGGGAAAAUCUUCAACAAACUUAUGAGAUGGCAGAAGAAUGCUUGAAAACAAAUUACCAUGGCAUUAAAGGUGUUACAGAGGCAUUACUUCACCAUCUUCAAUCAUCUUAUUCAGGGACAAUAGUAAAUGUUUCCUCUUCCCAUGGGAAACUCAAGCAUAUCCCAAAUGAAAGUCUUAGACAAGAGCUAAAUGACAUAGAUGGUCUUUCAGAAGAUAGAUUGGCCGAUUUAUCAAAUUUAUUUCUGAAAGAAUUCAAGGAGGGUUUGCUUGGUGCUAAUAAUUGGCCAACUUCUGUAUCAGCUUAUAAAGUGUCUAAAGUACUUGUUAAUUGCUACACGAGGAUUCUUGCGAAGAGGCACCCUAGUUUAUGCAUUAAUUGUAUUUGUCCUGGCUUUGUCAAAACUGAUAUAAAUUUUAACAUUGGGAUCUUGACCACCGAGGAAGGAGCCAAAGGACCAGUGAUGUUAGCCUUAUUGCCUAAAGGUAGCUCCUCUGGACGUUUCUUUGAUCAAACUAAAAUAUCAACAUUCUGAGUGAUGGCUGUCUCACUAUAAUAGUGUUGGUUCGAAAGAAAGAUGGUCUUCCCCUUCUUGUAUGUUGUCCAUCAAUUAUGGUAUUUGUGAAAAUGUAUAUAUUAUAAGAGUUGUGUAUUGAUAUAAGAAUAAUCUUUUUUUAUAUGAUCAUUUUAUCAUGUUAUUGGAACAA